Messenger RNA from Aphanomyces astaci, 3259 nucleotides. RefSeq lists its product as hypothetical. Gene Ontology annotation, cellular component: nucleus. The record is from RefSeq and is a predicted model, not a curated record. Bases 1 to 3180 code for a protein of 1059 amino acids. The transcript is spliced from 11 exons. Gene Ontology annotation, biological process: transcription by RNA polymerase II. Lineage: Eukaryota; Oomycota; Saprolegniomycetes; Saprolegniales; Verrucalvaceae.
AUGGACAUGGAUGCAGAACUCGCGAAGCUCUUGCAUGAGCAAGAACAGUUCAUGCAAAGCGGCAAAGCUUCCUCGGCCAAACUACAUACGGCAAAGCCAAAGGUGUCGCCAUCUCCGUCGCAAGCGGCGCCGCUUCCACCGACUAUUAUGCGCGCACAGGUGAUGGAACGCUCGACGCCGGUCAAAACGAUGCCCAUGUCGACCCUUCCACCCACGGACGGAGGGUUUCCUUCUGCGAAGAAGACGAGUCUCUUUGGACGUCGUCGCAAUCAACAAGCUGCUCGCUCGGAGUCAUCUUCUCCUGUCCCGUCCACCGCCCGUCGUGAACCAUCGUCGAAGUCGUCGUCGUCUCCCAUUCCCAACGAUAUCCAGGACGACAACAAUGCAGCGAUCGCGAACAUGUCCGUGGAGGAAAUUCGACAAGCGCAAGCUGAAUUGCAUGCUUCGCUUCCUCCCGAGAUUCUCGACAUGUUUAAGAAACGCCGCAACUUUCCCGCCGCGGCCCCACCAGCCGUCGCAUGUUCAUCCUCUCGUCCCGACCUUCCGCCACCUUCGUUCCAAACAUUACCUAUCCAAAACAUUCCCAUGCUAGCGCCGCAGACGGACGAAUCGUUGCGCCGCGCCGUGAGCGAACUCCCCAAGGAAGAGCGCUUGAAGCAUGAAUGGAUGCAAUCCCUUCCUCCAUCCCACCAACAAAACCAAGACCCAGUGUCCGAGAAACUUGCACAGCAACAUGAGCAACGUCGAGUGGAUCUUCAAGGGCAUGCGAUUAAAGCUACGGCAGACACGGUGCCGCUCCAUUCGGGUCUGUUUCACCACGGGUUGGAGCCAGAGUUGGCGGGCUACACGAUGGAAGAGUUGCUCAUGUUGGCCCGGAGCACCGUGAGUUCGCAGCGCACGAUGGCGUUGAGUGUAUUAGCCAAGUCCAUUCGAGCUGGGACGAGCGAGCCCACGACGGCCACGGCGCUAGUUGCGCGGUCGGCGUGCGAAGAAUCGAAUGCGUCCGUGCUGGCUGGAGGAAUCGAUGCAUUGCAUGCGUGCUUGGUUGGGUUUGACUUGAUGACUGACGUCGACUUGGUGGAGUGGACUCCGCGCGAUGCUCAAGGCCGAGUGCACAUGGUGACGUACAUUGACGAAGAUGAGGUGUCGGACGUCAAGGAGAUUGCAGACCCGAUUCAAGCGCUGCUGUUUACUCAAUUUCAAUCCCGAUUGCUGCAACUGAUUGACCCUCAGCAAGCGCCUCUGGUUCCUAAACACGCCCGACUCCAAUUGCUUGAAAUCGGAGUCGUCAUCGCCAUGCAUUCGCCACGGGCGGCCGCGCAGCUGCUUGAAGGCACGGCGGUGUUUUCAUUGCUCAAUGCGUUGUUAUCGGUGGCAUCGGUGGACUCGUUGGUUCAAAACUUGGAGGCAACAGCCACGACCUUGCUGUGGAUCUUGCGGUUAUGCCAAGCUGAUAAAGCCCACGCCCAGCAACUGAUGGACCACCACGUCCUCGCCUCAACCAAAGUAUUUUUGGCGAUGCGGCAUCCAUCGGCACUCCUUCCUUUGCAAACGCUGACGAUGCGCAUUUGGCGGGUGUGUCUGUCAUACAAGCUGGACCAGCCCAGUAUCGCAUAUUUGUUCCCCCUGCUUUGUGGUUACGCCGCCCAAGCCUUAACCCAGUCGGUGGACUCUGUACCUCUGGAGCCGUGGCCUGCCGUCAUGCAGGAUGCCAUCUGGGACGCGCUGGUGUUUCUAGUCGACCAAUCCGCCGCCGUAGCCUUUCUUCCUUUCUUCAUUCACCAGGCCAGCCAAGCGGCGGGACCCCGCGCCUCUGCCCUGCGAUUUCUCGCUGCCACGUACCCGCUUGUGUUUACAUUUCCGUCGCUGGAUGUGACACCGUUUGUGGCCGUGUGGCCGACGUUGAAACUGUCGAUGAGCGACCCGCCGUCCCUUAUUGAAGCGAUCGUGGCGUUCCAGCGAGUUGUGGCCGCCCAUCCGCACCCGAAACUGCAAGUCGACAUUUCGGACACGGUGGUGUUUACGCAAUCAUACGUUUCGACUGGUGGUACACUCUUCAUGCCUCGAGCCGACGUGGCCACAGUUCUAGCAGCUCUUGUCGACUUUGUGGCUUUGUCAACUUCAGCAAAUGACGUGGCAGAUUGGGCGAGAGCCACGGCGUACCAGUUGCUCCAGCAUACCCAACCAGGCCAGCAUACGUCUGUGCGCCAGUUGCUUCGGAGUGUUCUCGUCCAUCCAUCGCUGGUGGCCAUCUACGAAGCGCUGCUAAACCCCCAUGCUUCGAAUACCAAAACUUGGACGUGUCAUACACUGGUGCAAAGUUCGUCGACGCCUGCUGCGCCAUCGUUGCCGCCGCCAUCGGAUUGGGUGUUUAUGUUGGCAUCACGCUUGCAUUCGAUAGACUCGAAGGAAGAAUCGACAGUGUUGCGUCUCUUGGUGGAGUUUCUUACGACGGUAGAAACAAGGCACCCGACGUUGCUUGCCGAGAUAUCGCCCACUGAUAAAAUUCUGCAUUUGGCCCAUGUGUAUCUAUGGGAAGCGGAUGCAUGGCGCGAUUGCAGCGCGGGGCUGCACGCCCUCCUGGAGCGAUACAUUCGCGAGCAACAACAAGGGAAUUCAUUGAUGGAUGCGACUGAGCGCAUUGUUGCUGUGCAACACCAGUCAGUGGCAAACUUGCUGUCGUCGCUAGUACAAGUGUUUUGCAACGAGUCAUAUGGGGAUAAGGGCUUGGCUUGGAUUCUGACACUUUAUUUUCACCCGAGUCAAGUGUCCGUGGCCACGCAUUCCGCCGUGUGGAACGAAAUUGCCCAAUUUCAGUGCCUGCAUUUGCUUCAAAUGGUCACCGACGACUUGGAAGGGUAUGUAGUGGACGAUGUCCUGUUGGACGCAUAUCUCCAAAGCGUGUUGCGCCAACACCUGACGGCGGACAAAGGAGCGGCCAUGUACCGGUGGGUAGUGCAUCACAUCGGGCACUUCUGCUUUUCGGGACCCGUCGGGUCCUCCCGCAAGCACUCGAUGCUCCGUCGACUGUUGGAGGCCCCGUCAACCCAGCUUGUUCGCGAUGUGGUGUUGAAUCCAGCCAAUGAAACCACGACGGCGAUGCUCGCGCAUGUCCAGGACCUGCCGCCAUUUGCCGCGUAUCGUGAUACGAUCCAACUACUGAUGAGUGCGUGCACAUGAACAACAUGAUGGAGGCUCAAGGGGUGCGGAGUUCCGUAGACAGAAAUUCCAUACAAAUAAUCAAUGAUAUGUACAGUAG